CCAGGGAUUGCCAUGUGAGCUAAUUACUAGAGCGUUGGAUCGAGAGCUGGGAAUGGUGGUUGAGGUGAGCUCCGCACUAAGCUUCGCCCCCAGAUUUGCAACUGUAGCUGUCAAAUAAGGCCCGCAUCUCAUGAGAAUUUGUGAAUUCGGGUCAUUGCUACUUGGUUUGGCGGGGCCUGAAUAAAGUGCAAAGUGGAUAUGAAUUCAGUUUUCCAAACCCACUCUCAGGCUUAUGUUAUUUGAGAGGCUCCAUGCAGGUACUUUGCGGCUGACCGAAAAGCUCCGAAUUCCUACGAACACGGACUUGAAUCAUAAACCAAAGUUCAUGUCACCGGACUUGGUACUUCGUGUAAUUAUAUAAGGAAGGCUAUUGCUGUCACGCACCUGUUCUUUAGGACAACACGACUGCUGAAACGACGGUAGAAAGUCCGAAUCGCCUAACCACAGCAAGAAUUCCCAGCACACAGGUUCCUCAUGGCCAUGGCGACAUUCAUGUCGUACCUCAACAUCGAGGGCGACUCGGUCGUUACUGGUCCCGUGCCACUUGACCCCUUCCUCCCCAACUCUGCCAAUCUCUUCCCAAAGAUGAUCAACCGUAUAAACGACUCAGCAUGGGAGUUGUGGGAGUUCGAUGCCUUCUCUUCGGACGGUGAGACCGCUGUCUCAGUUUCCUUCUACCGAGAUGCACGCGGUAUCAAGGAGGGAGGCUUCCACGUAGACCUUAACGCCAUCUGGCCCGACGGCAGCAAAUGGGGCGAAGAGCUCUACUUCCCCGAGUCUAUCAUUACAGCCGAGGCGGAUCUGUCGAGCGCUACCGUGCAAUUCUCUGUACCCGAACGCGUAAACGGGACCAUCGAGCUAUCCUCUCAGGGAAAUGGACGGGAAUCACGCUUGCCAGGGACUGAGGACUCGGCGAAGCUGGGCCCGGCUGUAUAUUAUAUGUUUCCUAUGGGACCAGCGGACGCCAAGGCGGACUUGGCCUUUGGAGUAGAUGAUGAAAACGGGGUUGUUUACGAGCGGAAGCUUCUCGUACAUGCCGACAACGGCGCCCGUGGCAGCAUGGUUCGGGGCUGGUCCGCCGUCGCGUGGCCGGGAAUUAUGACAGACGCCUAUUACCUGUCCGCCGUCGCUGGACCGUAUAUGCUGCAGCUGAUACGUAUUGUGUCGUCGGCGGCUACCGAUUUCACGCCAUAUGUCGUCGCCAGACUCUACCGAAACGAGAAGUUGUUGUGCGCUGCGCAGCAGCUUGUUGACGCUCAGUCAUCGAAAAAUGGCGUGCUCGCGGCGGAUGCCGUUGUUGUUGAAAAGGUGUUGGAAGGGGAUCGGGGGCUGACUGGAGCGUUUCGAGACAAGAACAGGGGUUAUGUAGUCGAAUUCGUUGAGGGCGCCAAGGGUGGCAUGCGGGAAGAAGGAAAGCGAUGGCGUUUCGAGACGAGCCACAAACUUGCAUGGUGGAGCGAGCCAACAAGCGCCCCUGGCCCGCAGGGCACAGGAAAGUCCGGGUUCAUUGAGGCCGUGUUCGGGGGGUCAGGUCGUCACAGAUUCGGAGAUUCGGAUGGUGAAAUGACAUUCGAAGGGGCCGGGGUUGCUGGCCAGCUUCAACUGCAGUAG
Messenger RNA from Lindgomyces ingoldianus, 1611 nucleotides. RefSeq lists its product as uncharacterized. The record is from RefSeq and is a predicted model, not a curated record. The coding region runs from base 475 to 1611 and encodes 378 amino acids. The transcript is spliced from 2 exons. Lineage: Eukaryota; Fungi; Ascomycota; Dothideomycetes; Pleosporales; Lindgomycetaceae.